Molecule: messenger RNA, 438 nt
Organism: Enterobius vermicularis (human pinworm)
Lineage: Eukaryota; Metazoa; Nematoda; Chromadorea; Rhabditida; Oxyuridae
Source: the annotation of a GenBank genome assembly
GAUUUCAGGUUAGUAUUUACUAGGAAAACGAAUGGUUACUGGGGUCUUUCAAGUAUCAGUUUAUUAUCAGAGCUUGCAAUAACCAAGGGAGUAAAUGGAGCACUUCUUACUGAGAGCUGGAAUGGUUAUGGUUAUGCGUGUUCUCAAACUCCGGCUGGUUUCUUUCAAAUGAAUAAUAAAGACUACUCUGUUGGAAUUGGGUUUAUUAAUAUGGAAAUUGAUCUUGAUGCUUCUAGCCACGAGGGAUCUCUUAGAUUUAAUCGAAAUGUGUCUGACUGCAUUGGUACAUUUAGCGUUGGUUCGUGGAUGGGUAUUGUGUGUUCCUUGGUUCUGGCAUCUAUACUCAUGUUUGGGUACUUAAUGUUGCAAUCCGUUCAGACAAUGGAUCGUUUUGACGAUCCAAAACAAAAACAAAUUGUUAUUAACUUCAAAGAAUGA